Messenger RNA from Dovyalis caffra, 1974 nucleotides. The record is from the annotation of a GenBank genome assembly. Lineage: Eukaryota; Viridiplantae; Streptophyta; Magnoliopsida; Malpighiales; Salicaceae.
AUGGUGUUAUCGAAUCCAAAAAGGCAGAGACUCCUAUUACAACUAUCCCAUAAGUCCAUCUCCGUCAUUUCACUGUUAAUGCUCCUCUCCUCCUCCGCCGGUGGCGGUGGUUUUUUGAAAUGGAUCGUGUUCGCCGAAGCUAGCACUGGAAGCACCGGGUCAGGGAGGAGCGGCUGGAUCGUUGGUGGCGCUGGCGGUGGUUUUUGGGGCGCCGCGACGGCUCCUUCCAAUGUUAGUAUAGCCAUCGCUGUCACGGCCAUGGCCGGUAUUGCCUUGGCCGCCACCGUCAAACCGUUAAUGAGAGCCUUAAAGCGAAGCCAUACUCCUUCUUCAUCUUCUUCGCCGUCAAAUUCCUCCUCCUCCUCACCGUCGUCGUCAUCGUCUUCAUCGUGGAUUCAUUUGCGAUCAGUUUUGUUAGUAGUUACUUCCUCUUCAUCGUCGUCUUCAUCAUCAUCUUCUUCCUCACCAGUUUCGAGUAAUCGGGGUGGUCUUAAAUCUCCUUGGUCGCACAGGAGAAGAAAACAUGCGCUUUUACCAAAGCAAUGGAAAAGUUUAUUUAUGCCUGAUGGGAAAUUGUGUGAUGGUGGUGUUAAGUUUCUGAAGAAAGCACGAAGUGGGGGUGUUGAUCCAAGUAUAAGACCAGAGGUUUGGCCAUUUCUCCUUGGCAUCUACGAUGUGAACAGUUCCAAGGAAGAAAGAGACUGCAUUCAAGAUCUGAAAAGAAAAGAAUAUGAGAAUCUACGGAAACAAUGUCGACGGCAGCUCAAAUGCAAUGACAGGAGUUUUAAGUCCAAGGAAGCUACUGGAAUCAGCAGCACUGAGGUCAGUGGGGACUUGAGUCAAGUGAUGGAUUCUACUAGAUUAGAAGAUGUUGCUCUUGUCAGCAGGUCACCUUCCGCUGAGCAAGGCAACUUAGCUGCUGAGGUUUUUGAUUACCCCGAUCAAGCUCCUCAGGGCUCUGACUCAAUAUUGGAAGGAGAUGGUGAUGGGAGUGUGGUCACCUAUGAAGAUGGCUUGGCUGGAGACAUGGAGUCAACUGAUUCCGAUUCCUCUGAAGAACCUGAAAUUGCAGAAUCUUUUCUUGCAACUGAAUUCACUGGCGAAAAUGAUUUUGAUCUGCUUUCUCAGGACAAUUCCUAUUCCUCUGAGACAGAAAGCAAGUUGAAAUCGCAGAGAGAUGAGGAUUUUGCCACAUGGCAGAGAAUCAUGCGUGUUGAUGCAGUGCGUGCAAAUGGUGAAUGGAUAAUGUACUCACCAUCUCAGGCUGCAGUACCUGAGAUGAAGGCACGACGACUGGCUGAGAGUGUAGGGUUGCAGGACUAUGAUCACUUGGAGCCAAGCAGGAUCUUUCAUGCUGCUCGCCUUGUUACUAUCCUUGAGGCAUAUGCACUUUAUGAUCCCGAGAUUGGUUACUGUCAAGGAAUGAGCGAUUUACUCUCACCCAUUAUUGCAGUGAUGGAGGAGGAUUUUUUAGCCUUCUGGUGUUUUGCAGGCUUCAUGAAGAAAGCUCGGCAUAACUUCCGGCUUGAUGAAGUGGGUAUCCGGAGGCAACUGGGUAUGGUUUCCAAGAUAAUCAAGUGCAAGGAUAGCCAUCUCUACAAACACCUGGAGAAGCUUCAAGCGGAAGACUGCUUCUUUGUGUACAGAAUGGUGGUUGUUCUUUUCAGAAGGGAGUUAAACCUUGAUCAAACACUCUGCCUCUGGGAGGUGAUGUGGGCAGACCAGGCAGCAAUACGGGCAGGGAUUGCCAGGUCUGCAUGGGGGAGGAUGAGGCUGAGAGCCCCUCCAAGCGAUGAUCUGCUGCUUUAUGCAAUAGCAGCUUGUGUGCUGCAGAGGAGGAAACUGAUCAUUGAGAAGUACAGCAGUAUGGAUGAGAUUAUGAGAGAGUGCAAUAGCAUGGCUGGGCAAUUGGAUGUAUGGAAGCUUCUCGACAAUGCCCAUGACUUGGUGGUCAACCUGCAUGACAAGAUUUAA